UGACAAAUCUGUGGUCAUCUUCGCCUCUACGAGCAGCAGCUAUAGACACGAUGCGCCAGCGACUCGAGAGCGCGAGAAGAAGAAGAAGAAGAGAUAAUUUUACAACACGAGGAGAGCGCGCGUGAUGGUAUACAUACAGCGCAUAUACACGUAUACGGUAUCGCGCGCACGUUUUAACCGGCGAAGUACCGCUAAUCCGGUGCACGCAUACCAACGGACAAGUUGCCCACACACGACGAAAGCAGACGGAGAAGAGGAACGCGAUUUAUUUUGGACCCGUUGAUCGGACGUCCACGCUGCUAAUGAACGCUCCUGAAAUUCGGCUCCGAAAGGAUUCUAAAAUUAGCGCGGCUACGCUCCGAGUUGUAUUCACCCGAGACAUUUUCCCCACUGUGCUGUACACGCAGCAUCGAGCAGGAACAGCCUCUCCGCAGUAAGUUGCGCUCAUUAGCUCCGUUUUGCUUUUCUCCUCUUCACUCGCACCUUCUCGAAAGCGUAGGCUUGCACGCAGGUGGACAAGAGAAAAGAAGAGAAGAGAAAAGAAGAUUUCCGAGUCUGCCUCUCCCUCUCCCUCUCUUCUCGCUCGUGUGUACACACAGUCGAAUGGUGGUCGUCGCAGAAAAAGAGGAAAAAGGGAGAGGAGUAAAGCUGGAAAACGAAGAUCCGUGGCUCGGAUAAGCUCGGCGAAGAAAAGAAGGGAAAGGAGAGGCGCGCGCGUAUAGAAAGAGAAGAGGGGAAAACGGCGAAGGAAGCUGUGAGCAUAGCGGCAGCAGCAGAGGGAGAGAGAGAGAGAGAGAGCUGUUGCCGAUAAUUCCUCCAAGAGAAAAGAGGAGAGGCUUACAUAUACAUUCACGAGUGUAGGAAGAGAAAGAGCAGAGAAAGAGGGAGGGCAGAGCGUGCCGGUGUGAACACCUCCCACCCCGGCUCUCACCUUGAGCCGCCGCUGCCGCACACCCUGACCCACAACUUGGGGGACCGCUCGUCCGGCCGCCGUGGGGGACCUGAGUUACCUACCUGCGCCCGCCAGCUCGUCAGUAAGGCGAUGAGGCCGAAGCGCGCGCGCGAUUAGGGUUGCCGAGAAGAACUCUCGCAACUUGCACAUCCGUCACACACGAUUCGAUCUACGGUCCACCCGCUUCUUUUUCUACUUCAUCGCCGUCGUCGUCGUCGUCGUCGUCUUCGUUUCUGUCCACGCACAACGGAAACCGAAGCGCGAAGAGGAAGUGUCACAGGCAACUCGCCCGAGUCCCUCGUCUCCUCCUGCCGAGGAAGAUUUUCGCCGGAGGACCAAGAGCUGUAAACAAGUUCGCCAACCAUGCAGCGAGGAGGGCUGCUACUGCUGAGCCUGCUCCUGCUGCUCGGCGACUUUGCCGUCGGCCAGGACGACGACUCGCUCGCAGGCAGCUUUCUAUCGGGUCUUCUGGAUUCGAUAACGAGCACGGCGAACACCGAGGACUGUCCAGGAGUCUGCGUUCACACGUUCGCCUCGUUCAUCUGCUACGAAGUCCUCGAGGACAUACAAUGUCCGCAGUCGAGUAUGCACUGCUGCAUCGACUCGCCCCUCAACGGCACCUCGUCCAGCGCCAGUUCUAACGAGAUCGCCAGCGAUUACGAGACCAACUCCAGCAGCAGCAGCAGUAGCAAACCAGCGGAGCACAACAAAGAGGCACAGCCGCAUCAGACGACGCCGCAGCCCAGUACCAUAAUUACUAGCGUCGUUAGUUCGGUGCCGAGUACUACCCAACGACCCACCACCACUACCACCCAGGCGACCACGACGACUGUUAGCGCUAAACCUUCGACGGAAGAGAAGAAGGCCGAAGCAGACAAAUCAGCUCCUAAAAACUGCACUAGCUAUUCUGGCAUCUGCAUGGCUGAGCGCAUCGCGGCCUACUGCGACGGCUGGCUGAACAUCGACAGCCUCUGCAAGCCGAGCUACCGCUGCUGCGUUUCCCGGGACCACUUCGGCGAUUCUCCACCACCCGAACUACUCGUCAUCGACCGCACCAAGUCGAACCUGACUCGCGUCGAGGAGACGAGCACCGCCGCGCAUCCGUCCACCUCAUCGUCCACCAGCGUGACGAUGCUCAGCGCUAGACCGGUCUCGACGAGCAGCUCGACUUCGCUCGCGACGACGACGUCCACGACCCCGAGGCCCAGGAUAACAACGACCGAGGCUCCUAGGCAACCUUGCAAGGGCGAAUGCGGCAAUGCAAUCUUUACCCUCAUCUCCUGCGAGAAAGUGGACCCUUAUGCGCACUGCGAUGAAGGAUACUGCUGCGUCAAAGAGCCGGUCAACAAGCAGGAACCAACUACGACAUUACGGCCCACGACGAAAGCACCUGCCAAAUUGCCGCCUUGUCCAGGUUUCUGUAUGAUGAACAUAAUGUCGGCCUUUUGCGAGAAGCCGAACACCCCGAUUCUCCGGACGUCGACCUGCACGGGAUUGCAGUUCUGCUGCGACAAUAGUAAAAAUCCACCGCCAAGAAGACCAAAGCCAAGGCCGACUUCUCCUAGACCACAGACGACGACCGUCGCGCUUCCGCCAGAUCCACGACCCGAGUGCCGCGGAUCGUGUAUCGUCUCUUACCUGUCAUUCACUUGCUUUAACAACGCUGAAUUGACGAAUGUAUUCAAGUGCAAGAAACCCGGCCAUCAGUGCUGCGCUGCAAAAUCAGUGAUCCGUGAAUACCUGGGAAUCCAAGGUGAAAAUGUUACUGAUAAUACAGCGUUAAGCAACAGGAAUGACACGAUUUUCGCCAUCACGCCACAUCCUUCUUUCGCGACGCCACAGCCUACUCUUCUCUUUGACACGACGCCGAUCACUACUACGACGACUACGACUACUAAGAGUCCAGUCUACAGCAAGUACGUGUGCGGCGUAAAGGGCACAUCGCGCGCACCUCUUCAGGCGCGCAACUUUGACCGAGGCGCCAGAGUCGUGGGUGGCGAGGAUGCUGACGCUAACGAGUGGUGCUGGCAGGUCGCCCUCAUUAACUCCCUCAAUCAGUACCUCUGCGGUGGAGCACUUAUCGGUACACAGUGGGUCCUUACUGCCGCGCACUGCGUUACUAACAUUGUCAGAUCGGGCGACGCGAUCUACGUGCGAGUCGGCGACGUCGACUUGACACGCAAGUACGGAAGUCCAGGUGCUCAGACGCUGCGAGUUGCUACGACCUACAUUCACCACAAUCACAACAGUCAAACCCUCGACAAUGACAUCGCGUUGCUCAAACUCCACGGUCAAGCCGAACUCAAGGAUGGCGUCUGCCUUGUCUGUCUACCGGCGAGGGGUGUCAGCCAUACUGCUGGCAAGAGGUGUACCGUCACCGGCUAUGGGUACAUGGGCGAAGCUGGCCCGAUUCCGUUAAGAGUACGUGAGGCGGAGAUUCCGAUAGUGAGCGACGCGGAAUGCAUUAGGAAAGUUAAUGCUGUAACGGAAAAGAUUUUCAUUUUGCCAGCGAGCAGCUUUUGCGCCGGCGGUGAACAGGGCAAUGACGCCUGUCAGGGUGACGGCGGUGGCCCAUUGGUAUGCCAAGAUGACGGCUUUUACGAGCUGGCGGGCUUGGUCUCGUGGGGCUUUGGCUGUGGACGAGUCGACGUGCCCGGCGUCUACGUCAAGGUCUCGGCUUUCAUCGGCUGGAUUAACCAGAUCAUCUCGGUGAACAAUCUGUAGCGCGUCAACCUGGCGUAGCUCAAAAAUAUUCACACACAUACACGCACACCUACACACUUCGCAAGACUCACUCUCAUCAUUGAUCGCAUUGUACGACGAACGUUGUUGCGUCUUGACGAUUGUUACUCGAGAAUAGAACUGACGGAUUUUAAUUGUUAAAUACUUAUUAUAAGCUCCCAUGCAUUCGCUGAGAGUUUUUUAGAAAUUUAAACCUUUGCGUGUAAUCUAUUACUGUGAUAUUUCGCUGAGGUUCUUAAAUGGAAUGAAUGUUCGGUCAUUAUAUUGUUGCGAAGGUUUUAGAGAAAGUAAAACUAUAUUAUCGAAGGAACGAAAAAUUGUCAAGAUGCGUCAAGGUUCCGUUAUAAAUACUCGCGGAACUUUUGUUAUAUAAAGUCCCCCGCUAUCGGAUGCUGUAUAAGUUAAAUUAUUAGCUCCGCUUUUCAGCGAGUCUUCAAGUUUUAUUCACUAUUUUGCAGCUGAAUAUGCAUCGCUCGCGUCGGCUGGUUGAAAAGCGGCCAUACUAUUUAUUUAAGGUAACACUAUGUAAUUCGAUGGAAAUAAGAAAAAAAAACGAAAGCACUCUGGCUUUCAUUGCUUUUUUGUGGAGAGCGACCGUUUAUAAUAGAUUUUGUAAAUAUUAAACGUAAAUAUUUCGUUAUCUAUGCGGUUUCCUUAAAAUUUUAUAGAUAAAAAUGUCCCAAUUGAAGGAAUUGACUGUAUUGUGCUUUGUAAAUGAACGCAUUAUUUUUCACUGUAGAAUUUAUUAUAUAUAAUCUUACAAAAGAAACGAAAGUGUCUUUCUACAUCAUAGAAAAAGUUUAUUUCGAACGACAAUCGGUAUUUCGCGUAGACAUUAAGACUUGACAAAAUAUCGCGUUAUCCUGUCAUGUUAUUACUGUACAAAAAACUAAUUUCACAUUGAAUUUUAUGUGUAUGUUUUAUAUUUAUAAUAUGUUAUAAGUAAUAAGUAAAAUAAAAAAAGAUACAAAUUAUUGAAAGUAUUUUUGUACGAUAAUAAAUUCCUCAUUGCAAUACUUUUGGACAAAGGUACACAUAUAAAAAGAAAA
This is a messenger RNA of Nasonia vitripennis (jewel wasp), 4743 nucleotides long. RefSeq names its product protein masquerade (gene mas). Gene Ontology annotation, molecular function: serine-type endopeptidase activity. The coding region runs from base 1316 to 3676 and encodes 786 amino acids. Gene Ontology annotation, biological process: proteolysis. Lineage: Eukaryota; Metazoa; Arthropoda; Insecta; Hymenoptera; Pteromalidae. The transcript has 13 exons. The record is from RefSeq and is a predicted model, not a curated record.